AUGAAGCCCUCGGCUGUGAGUUUCCCACAAUCUAAGGAAGAUGAUAAGAAAGAAUUCAGUUUACAUGGCUCCCUGGCCUUAUUCGGUGCCUUCACCGGCUUCUUCUGCACAGUGGGAUUUUUCAAUUCAUUCGGUCUCUUCGAGUCAUACUACAAAACUCAUCAGUUAGUGCACGAGUCUCAAUCGACUAUAUCAUGGCUUGGAGCUGUGAGCACUUUCCUCCUGUAUGCAGGCUCGAUCGUGUGUGGUAUUCUCCUCGAUACAUUUGGUGCUAGAAUCAUGAUCUAUUUAGGCGCUUUUGGAACGAUUCUCUCUGUCAUGAUGGUUUCUUUGUGUGAGAAAUUCUGGGAAUUCAUGCUGUCGCAAGGCAUAUUGUUUGGCAUCUCCAUGGCUCUGGCGUAUACCCCGGUGCUAGGAGUAAUCGGUCAGUAUUUCAAAUGCAGACGAGCUGCCGCGCUUGGCAUUGUCAUUUCUGGUUCCUCUCUAGGAGGUGUUAUAUGGCCUAUCAUGCUCCAAAGGCUCAUUUACAACCCGAACGUUGGCUUCGCAUGGGCCUUGCGGAUUGUAGGCUUCAUGAUGUUGCCUCUGCUUGGUCUCACCUGUGUUUUAGUAAGACCACCAAAGAAGUCCCCAGCAUGCGAUUGUGACAUGGCCGCAGGCGAUCGGAGGCUCCAUGAGUGUGACUGUAAUCUAUUCACAAGCAAUCAGGAGUCAAAAGGGGCUCGAGAGAAGCCAUCCAUUGCAGUGAGCUCGGCUCACUUGAGAAAGCCGGAAGCUGUCCUGACCUGCUCGGCGUUCUUCGUUAUCUACUUUGGCAUGUUUACACCACUUUUUUUUACUGCAUCAUUUGCCAGAGCGAAGCACUUUUCGGAAGAUCUCUCUUUCUACACGAUCUCCAUUAUGAACGCCGCUUCAUUAGUAGGGAGGGUCGUUCCAGGGUUUCUCGCAGACUCGUACGGAAGGUUCAAUACCUGCGUCCUUGUCACUAUGUCUUCAGGAAUCAUUGCUUUUUGCUGGAGCACGGUAUCAUCUUUGGCUGGGCUCGUGAUAUUCUCACUGGCCUAUGGGUUUUCUUCAGGAGCAAUUUUGUCCUUACAACAAGCUUGUGCUGCGCAAAUUUCAACGCCCAAAACGAUCGGCCGCACGAUGGGAAUCGUUAUGGCCUCUGCAUCAUUGUCGUACGUCGUGUUCAUUGAAAAUCAUCUGGUUCACCUCAGAGCUAAAAUUUCAAACAGCGGUCUGGCCGGUAUUCCAAUCAGCGGCCAAAUUUCCGAAAAGUACGGAUAUCUGGCUUUGUCGAUGUACGCCGGGGCAAGUCUGAUUCUGGGCAGCACCCUUCUCGCGGCUGCCAGAUUCAAACAGCAAAGCCAUCUUUGGGCUGUUGUUUAA
This is a messenger RNA of Penicillium argentinense, 1389 nucleotides long. RefSeq names its product MFS monocarboxylate transporter. The transcript has 4 exons. Gene Ontology annotation, molecular function: transmembrane transporter activity. Gene Ontology annotation, cellular component: fungal-type vacuole membrane. Gene Ontology annotation, biological process: transmembrane transport. The coding region runs from base 1 to 1389 and encodes 462 amino acids. The record is from RefSeq and is a predicted model, not a curated record. NCBI's taxonomy places the organism in Eukaryota, Fungi, Ascomycota, Eurotiomycetes, Eurotiales, Aspergillaceae.